AUGGAUGGUACAUAUAAAACCAGUUUCAUUGAUCAUGAAGUAUCAAAUAUAAUACAAAAUUCAAUUAUAGCAAUUCUCGGAUCUCAAUCGUAUCAAAAUACAAAAGUUAAUACAUGGUCAUCACAUAUAGUUGAAAAUACACUUAAUUCAUUAGCAAGAUUGAAUAAACCAUUUAAAUAUAUUGUAUUUUGUGUAAUUGUGGAAAAAAAGGGUGCUGGUUUACAUACAGCAAGUUCAUGUCUUUGGGAUGAUACAACUGAUAGAUCAUGCACUUUUCGUUGGGAAAAUCCAACAAUGUUUGCUUCUGUAUCGGUUUUUGCUUUAGCAAACUAA
Messenger RNA from Rotaria sp. Silwood1, 333 nucleotides. Lineage: Eukaryota; Metazoa; Rotifera; Eurotatoria; Philodinida; Philodinidae. The record is from the annotation of a GenBank genome assembly.